UGAUAGAUAUGGCUACACGUGUCCCUUUUGUUUCCGCUACCACUGUUCCCAACCAAUGCCUUAAAUGCAGUUGGGUGGCGCAGUCACUUCCUCAACCAGUUUCUUCUUCGUCAUUAAGGCUUCCCUCUCUUCAAUUUUCUUCUUCUUCAUUGUCUUCGUUGUCACUUGCAGCACGGUUGAACCAUAAGGGUCUGAAGAGGGUGGGAAUCAGAACCAGUGUUGUAGCCAUGUCAGAGUCCCCCAUGAGCACUGUGCUUGUUACUGGAGCUGGUGGUCGCACAGGACAAAUAGUUUAUAAAAAUUUAAAAGAGAGGCCAAACCAAUAUGUAGCUAGAGGUCUGGUUAGAACAGAAGAAAGCAAACAGAACAUUGGUGCUGCAGAUGAUGUUUUUGUUGGGGAUAUAAGAGAUGCUGAAAGUAUUGCUCCUGCAAUUCAAGGUAUAGAUGCUCUCAUAAUCCUCACAAGUGCAGUGCCACAGAUAAAACCUGGGUUUAAUCCGACCAAAGGUAAAGGACCUGAGUUCCAAUUUGAUGAUGGCGCAUAUCCUGAGCAGGUUGACUGGAUUGGACAGAAAAAUCAAAUAGAUGCUGCUAAAGCUGCAGGAGUGAAACAGAUUGUGUUGGUAGGGUCUAUGGGGGGAACAGACCUUAACCAUCCUUUGAACAAAUUGGGUAAUGGGAAUAUAUUGGUUUGGAAAAGAAAGGCUGAGCAAUAUCUGGCUGAUUCUGGCGUUCCAUAUACAAUUAUAAGGGCUGGUGGGUUGCAAGAUAAAGAGGGAGGUCUUCGGGAACUCAUUGUAGGGAAGGAUGAUGAACUUCUCCAGACUGAAACUAGAACCAUACCUAGACCUGAUGUUGCAGAAGUCUGCAUUCAGGCACUAAAUAUUGAGGAGGCUCAAUUUAAGGCAUUUGACUUGGCAUCAAAACCAGAGGGAGCAGGUUCAGCAACAAAGGACUUUAAGGCUUUCUUUUCCCAGAUCACUACUCGUUUUUAAUUUUGAAUGUUGUUGUCAUGGUCUAAAAAUCCUUCUUAUCUAAAUUUGGGAGUGAACCAUAAAGCUAUCAGUGCUAUCUAAAGCAUAUUUACAUUGUGUCUUGGCAAUUUAGUAAAAGACUGUCCAAAGCAAGUUAUAGACUUCAUUAUUGCAAGGCUUGAGAAAAACUCUUAUCUUCUUAUCGGCGCAUCAGUUUUCCCUUGUCAUGUUAAUGAUAAGUGUAAUUGUUUGUA
Molecule: messenger RNA, 1228 nt
Organism: Gastrolobium bilobum
Lineage: Eukaryota; Viridiplantae; Streptophyta; Magnoliopsida; Fabales; Fabaceae
Exons: 7
Coding region: 9-995 (328 amino acids)
Cellular component (GO): chloroplast
Molecular function (GO): oxidoreductase activity
Source: RefSeq, a predicted model, not a curated record